CGCCCCCGCGUCUGCGCUAGGCCCCCGCGCCGGCUUCUGCGGUCGCCAUGACGGCGGCCGUGUUCUUCGGCUGCGCCUUCGUUGCCUUCGGGCCUGCGCUCGCCCUCUACAUCUUCACCAUCGCCACCGAGCCGUUGCGCAUCAUCUUCCUCAUCAUCGGAGCUUUCUUCUGGCUGGUGUCUCUGCUGCUUUCUUCCUUCAUUUGGUUCAUGGCAGCAACCCUUACUGAUAACAAAGAUGAACCAAGACAGAGAGAUCUGCUGAUCUUUGGAGUGUUAAUCUCAGUCCUUAUCCAAGAAAUGUUCCGGUUUGCAUAUUAUAAACUUUUUAAAAAAUCCAGUGAGGGUUUGAAGAGUAUAAACCCAGGUGAGAAAGCACCCGCUAUGCAAUUGCUGGCUUAUGUUUCUGGCUUGGGCUUUGGAAUCAUGAGUGGAGUAUUUUCCUUUGUAAAUACCCUGUCUGACUCCUUGGGACCCGGCACGGUGGGCAUUCAUGGAGACCCUCCCCAGUUCUUCCUGAAUUCAGUUCCCCGACCAGGGGCCGAAGCUCAGCACUGA
Kogia breviceps (pygmy sperm whale) is the source of this 557-nucleotide messenger RNA. Lineage: Eukaryota; Metazoa; Chordata; Mammalia; Artiodactyla; Physeteridae. The record is from RefSeq and is a predicted model, not a curated record.